CGGCCGCGCAUCCGCUCGGCCCCUUGACUCGCUGCGCGCGCGGGGAGGUGGCGGCAACGGCCGUAACGGCCGCGGCUCUUCCGCGGGCCGCCCGGCGCUUCGGCGGGAGAGGGAGCGGGAGAGCGAGCGCCCACCUCGCCGGGCGGAGGGGCCGCAGGGAGCCUUCCUGGGAUGACGCAGAGGCCGGGUGAGGAGCGUGAGGCGAGGUCUAGAUUCCCCUCCCCUCUAAUGCUGAUGAAGGCUCCAAGUUCAAUUUCUUUUUAGAGAAGAAGAUGUGGCCAGUUCAGUUUUCCUUCUCUCAAUGCCAUCUUAAUCACAGAAAUUUCAUGUGAUACAGUAUCAUCAUGGUGGAUGUAGGGAAAUGGCCAAUAUUUACUUUACUGUCGCCUCAAGAAAUAGCAUCUAUUCGAAAAGCAUGUGUAUUUGGUACAUCAGCCAAUGAAGCUAUAUAUAUAACGCACAAUGAUGAGGUGUUUGUUUUUGGACUGAAUUGCAGUAAUUGUUUGGGAACUGGAGAUAAUCAGAGCACAAUAGUACCAAAGAAAUUAGAAGUCUUAUGUGGAAAGAAGAUUUCCAGUCUCAGUUAUGGAAGUGGACCACAUGUUGUACUUUCCACUGAAGAUGGUGAAGUUUAUGCUUGGGGACAUAAUGGUUACAGCCAGCUUGGGAAUGGCACAACCAAUCAAGGCAUUACUCCUGUUCAAGUUUGCACAAAUCUGUUAAUAAAGAAAGUGGUGGAAGUAGCUUGUGGCUCUCAUCAUUCCAUGGCGUUAUCAUUUGAUGGGGAUCUAUAUGCUUGGGGCUAUAACAACUGCGGUCAAGUUGGAUCUGGAUCUACAGCAAACCAGCCAACUCCUCGCAGAGUUUCAAACUGUUUACAGGGUAAAAUGGUAGUUGGCAUUGCUUGUGGUCAGACAUCCUCCAUGGCUGUAGUGAACAAUGGUGAGGUUUAUGGCUGGGGUUACAAUGGUAAUGGUCAGCUAGGUCUUGGAAACAAUGGCAAUCAACUAACACCAUGCAGAGUGGCAGCAUUACAUGGUGUAUGCAUACUCCAGAUUGCCUGUGGCUAUGCGCACACACUAGCACUAACAGAUGAGGGCUUGCUCUAUGCCUGGGGAGCUAACACUUAUGGGCAGCUGGGAACUGGCAAUAAAAGUAACCAGCUAAGCCCGGUACAGAUCAUGAUGGAAAAAGAAAGGGUUGUGGAGAUUGCAGCCUGCCACUCAGCUCACACUUCGGCUGCCAAGACCCAGAGUGGCCAGGUGUACAUGUGGGGCCAGUGCCGUGGCCAGUCUGUGAUCCUUCCCCAUCUCACUCACUUUGUCUGCACUGACGAUGUGUUUGCUUGCUUUGCUACCCCUGCCGUUAUGUGGCGUCUUCUAUCAGUAGAGCAUGAAGACUUUCUCACAGUAGCAGAGUCUCUGAAGAAAGAGUUUGACAGCCCAGAAACCUCAGACCUAAAGUUCCGUGUGGAUGGGAAAUACAUCCAUGUUCACAAAGCUGUUCUGAAGAUCAGGUGUGAACACUUCAGAACCAUGUUCCAGUCAUACUGGAAUGAGGACAUGAAGGAAGUAAUAGAAAUAGACCAGUUUUCUUACCCUGUGUAUCGUGCCUUUCUUGAAUACUUGUAUACAGACAGUGUUGACCUUCCGCCUGAGGAUGCUAUAGGCCUUUUGGAUUUGGCUACUUCUUAUUGUGAAAAUAGACUGAAAAAACUAUGUCAACACAUUAUCAAGAGAGGAAUUACUGUGGAAAACGCAUUUUCAUUGCUCUCUGCUGCUGUCAGAUAUGAUGCAGAGGAUUUAGAAGAAUUCUGCUUUAAGUUUUGUGUCAACCAUUUGACAGAAGUGACACAAACUGCAGCAUUUUGGCAAAUGGAUGGUCCUCUGCUAAAGGAAUUCAUUGCUAAAGCCAGUAAAUGUGGAGCCUUUAAGAAUUGAAACAACAGGCUGUAAGUUUUGGGUGACUGCAUUUUUUUUUCCAGUUGGAAUGAUGUACAGUUCUGCCAGCCUGUUACAGGUAAAAGAACUAAACAUAAUCUGGUCUCUUGUAUCAGAAAAUGUGAAAGUCUGUAUUAAAAAAACAAAAAACAACAAAAAAACAAAAACACCAAAACCAAAUGUUCUGUGCGCUCAAUAAGAAUAAAUUGUUGUGUUUGGAGGGGGGGGAGGGGAAGAAGAAGUCAAGCAAAAUAGUCGCUUGCAUUUAGCAACUCAGGAUGUUGGAACCAGCUCAGGACUUCAAAUGGAGGGAGAAAAAUUGCAGCGUGCAAAAGAUACCAAGUGGUGUUAAGGACUUGCUUUUCAGGCUAGGAAGUCUCAAUUCCAUCUGUUAAUAUUUUAAACUUAGUACUUGGGGUACUGGCCUUUUUGGGUUAGAGAAUAGUCUCACCUGAGCCACUGAACGAUGUCAUUUAAAACAUUAACUCCAUGGGAUUAGGACAAAGCAAAUGGCAUGAAUAUCUUCUAUUGCAGUUGCAUGAUUGUGAAUGAAUUUGCCACUUGCUGUGAGUAAUUAACCAACUGUAUUUCAGUGCUUAGAAAAAUGUGCAGAAAUUAUGUAUCCUCAAAGCCUACAUAAGUAACUUUGAAGAAAGGGGUAGCUAACAGAUCUAAUCGGCAAUAAAGUUCUAUAUUUGGGUAUACCUUAAUAUAAGUUGUAAUGUGUACUUUGUGUAAUCUGUACAGAAAUAUUUAUAAUGGUUAAUGAAAGAUUUACCUCUUUGGUGACAUCAGAUUAAAUUCAUUCCCCUGGAGGGGAGGGGAUUAAAACUGCUUGAAAGUGUGUGUUUUGUGUGUGUG
Molecule: messenger RNA, 2801 nt
Organism: Rhea pennata
Lineage: Eukaryota; Metazoa; Chordata; Aves; Rheiformes; Rheidae
Gene: RCBTB1
Product: RCC1 and BTB domain containing protein 1
Exons: 13
Coding region: 345-1940 (531 amino acids)
Molecular function (GO): protein binding
Source: RefSeq, a predicted model, not a curated record